AUGUCUAGCGCGGGAUCUACGUCUCAGCGCGGCCCGAGGAAAACGAGAUCAACGCCCAAGGUCAACCAUCUUGAGAUUGCCAAUGAGAAGACAGAUGCGGAGUUCGUUGAAGAGUAUUUGCGUCCAAGCGAGAACUGGACCCAAUGGACUCAUCCCACCUCGGAAAAGAAAUACACGUUGAACCUACUUGGCGUGGCGCGUCUCACUGACGCCGAGUUAGAAACGUGCUAUAACCUGAUUGAGAAGACGAGUGGAGAGGACUAUCGCAACUCGUCGUCCGGAUGGCAUCCUGCGGCAAAAAGAAAAGAGAUGCGGUCACCGGGUCUGCGGUACAUUCUCAUCCAGACCAACCCCGGGGAAGGGAAUGAUGACACCGGGAUCCGAGGGUUCAUGUCCAUCAUGCCAACGAUCGAGAAUGCCGAGCCAGUGGUGUAUGUGUAUGAGGUGCACCUGGAAACAGAGCUUCAAGGGACCCGCCUCGGGAGGCUCCUGAUGGAAUAUGCGAGGGUGAUUGCCGAUAAUAUCCCUAGCGUAGGGAAGGUGAUGCUCACCUGCUUUGUUAGCAAUGAGCGCGCAAGACGCUUCUAUGGGAAGAUGGGCUUUGACCUGGACGAGUCUUCGCCAAGAGACAGAAAACUGAGAGGAGGAAAGGUGGUGACGUCAGAUUAUGUAAUCCUGAGCCACCGAACAAAAGAUAAGGAUAAGGAACGGAGGCGGGACAUCUAA
This is a messenger RNA of Clonostachys rhizophaga, 726 nucleotides long. NCBI's taxonomy places the organism in Eukaryota, Fungi, Ascomycota, Sordariomycetes, Hypocreales, Bionectriaceae. The record is from the annotation of a GenBank genome assembly.